Messenger RNA from Brachypodium distachyon (stiff brome), 1343 nucleotides. RefSeq lists its product as uncharacterized. The coding region runs from base 438 to 1142 and encodes 234 amino acids. The transcript has 2 exons. Lineage: Eukaryota; Viridiplantae; Streptophyta; Magnoliopsida; Poales; Poaceae. The record is from RefSeq and is a predicted model, not a curated record.
ACAAAAUCAUUCAUAUCAAGCUCAUUGUGUGCUCUUUUAUGCUAUGUACUGCUACACUUACACUGGAGCUAUCUAAUUUCGGCACGCCCCUAAUUUGGCCCCAAACAACCUUAACUUAGCAUCGCCUUUCCCGCCAUCUAUUUAUCUCUCUGCUCCCAGCCGACGAUCCAUUUCCAUCCACAAAGACAAAACCCAGACCUACCAUUCCUUCCUUCCAUCGCCUCCUCCAAAGAAAAAAGACACCACAAUCCACGGGGCGCCCGCGCUGGCCAUCGCCGUUCCCACACGAACGGCGACGGUCUCGCCGGAAGCCGGUGCUCCGACCUCGAGGCCUCCGAGCUCCCCGGGGCCGCGCAAUUUAGGUGAUCCGAUCCGACGGCCGGCCACCAAUUUGGGGACGAUAUAUCUAGCUAGGGGAGCUCCGGGAGAGAGCUAGCAUGGCGUUGGGUCUCCGGGAAGGCGGCGUCGGCAGCAGCGAGCUCGAGGACGCCAGGGCGUCGUCGUCGUCGUGCUACGGCGUGUCGGCGUCCUUCGCCUACGACGGCGGGCCGCCGACGCCGAUACAGAUGGACCGGCACCCCGUGGUGCUGGGACCCUUGGAGGGCCAGGACGACGGCCGGAUCCCGGCGUCGGUGUUCGAGCGGGACGUGUCGGAGCCCGGCAAGGACUGGAGCAUGAUGUCCACCGAGUCCGUCUUCGGGCUGCAGGUGGCGCCCUCCUGCGACUUCACCGGCUACUUCCUCGCCCACCCGGAGCUCAUGGACAUCGCCACGCCGCCCCGCGACAGCAGCUCCGUCGUCGUCGACGACGAUGCCACAGCCGCCGUCUCGCGCACCGCCUCCAUCGCCGUGCCGCCGCCUUUCGAGAGCAUCCCGGAGCACGGCAGCAGGGCCACCACGCCGCACGGCAACACCACCAUGCAGAGCUACUCCUUCGCCUUCCCAAAUUUGAUAGAGGAUAAGAGUUACAGUACCAAGGUUCACGAGCAGACACCAUCACCGGCGACAGCGAAAGCACCGUCAAUGAGGGAGGCGGCGGAAGCGCCACCGGAGGAGGAGGAGACAAGCAACAAGCCGGAGCCGGAGCUGGCGAAAGAAGAAGCAAAGGGCGGUUGGCUCUCAUGGAUGCCCUGCUGCUCUUGAUAACAUGGAUCACCAGCGGCAGCCAGCCGGCAGGUCAUCGGCGACAAGGGCUACAGGCACGAAAAUACAAAAAUUAAGGACCGAAACCCAAAAACACAGUAAAAAAAAGACAGUUGUUUGCUUUUGCUGUCAUGCACUAGAUUGCAUUAAUUACUCUUGGUCCUAAAAUGAAUUUCAGAUUUCGUGUAUGCUGCAUUUGUA